GCGCAAUGUGUGUGCAGGAACAGAGGGCCAGCCUCACCCCCGGCACGUAUACAAGGGAGUGCCAUGGCCUUCCUUGUUCAUGACACACCACCCCAAGCUCCUGGUUCUACAUGGCGAUCCGAUCACCAGCGUUGCCGCUGCUACUAGCAGCGUGCCUGCUACUUGCACUCACCGGAAGACUGCGUGCCGAACCAUGCAUCGCGGUCUACUGGGGCCAAAACGGCUACGAGGGAGGCUUACGAGAAGCCUGUGCCACCGGCAACUACAAGUACGUCCUCAUAGCCUUCUUCAACCAGUUCGGCGGCAACCAAGAGCCGCAGCUGAACCUCGCCGGCCAUUGUGAUCCCAACACCAACGGCUGCACUUUCCUCAGCAACGACAUCGUCUCGUGCCAGAGGGAUUACAACGUCAAGGUGAUGCUCUCCCUGGGCGGCGCCAUCGGCAACUACCGCCUGGUGUCCAAGGAGGAAGCCAGGGAGGUUGCCCAAUACAUCUACAACAGUUUCUUGGGCGGCUCUUCCUCCAACCGGCCCCUCGGGAACGCCGUGUUGGACGGCGUAGACUUCGACAUCGAGGGAGCGAGCAGUGACCACUGGGACGACCUUGCUCGCUACUUGAAGGCCUACAGCACGCCGGAGCGGAAAAUUCACCUGAGCGCGGCUCCACAGUGCCCCAUGCCCGACUAUUUCCUUCAACCUGCGAUCGACACCGGUCUCUUCGACUACCUGUGGGUGCAGUUCUACAACAACUACUGCCAGUACUCCUCCGACAACGCGGCCACCUUUGAACAGAUAUGGAACCGAUGGACCUCCAUGAACGUAAGCAAGGUGUUCCUCGGACUCCCUGCUUCUCCUCAGGCGGCUGGAGGUGGCUUCGUUAGGCCCGCCGAGCUCGUUACUCAAGUUCUUCCCAUCGUGAAGAGGUCAGAAAAGUACGGAGGAAUUAUGCUGUGGAAUAGAUACCACGACGUUCUCUAUGGCUACAGUUCCGAGGUUAAGAACUAUGUGUGCUCGGAUCGUCUGUCCUCCAUCUUGUCCAUGCUGGUGAGGCCUUCCAUGAUGGUCUGAACUGCGUAUGUGAAAACGGUAUGGCGUUGCGUAUGUAAUCCGUAUAUGGUCUGUGUCUGUCUCAUCGUAUGUCUCCCAUCCAUGUCAACCGGAACUAUGUAAGCUAACUGCGUAUCAUGUAAUCUAUGCAUAUGUCCUCUUCUCAUAAUAUAAUAAAGAUGGUGUCAGUGAAGAUCCUCAUCA
This is a messenger RNA of Musa acuminata subsp. malaccensis (wild Malaysian banana), 1250 nucleotides long. Its product is annotated as hevamine-A. Gene Ontology annotation, cellular component: extracellular region. Gene Ontology annotation, molecular function: chitinase activity. The record is from RefSeq and is a predicted model, not a curated record. Lineage: Eukaryota; Viridiplantae; Streptophyta; Magnoliopsida; Zingiberales; Musaceae. Gene Ontology annotation, biological process: carbohydrate metabolic process.